GUCCUGCACCAGUCAUUCAGAGACCUGCGCAGUGACCAGCUGAGACUGGGAGAUAACAUGGACAGAGAGUCUACCUGUUCCUCCUGAGGAUAUGUGCAAAUAUGUUGUGUGUGUAUUCAUUCAUUCAUUCAUUUCUAUUUUUCUCUUUCUAAGGUCUGAGUCAUGGAGAAUCACUCAAAGCACCUGUCGACUUCAGAGACAGGACUCAGUGUCGCCUCAUGUGGAGAAGUGUCUGCAGGAGAUUGAGAGGGAGAUGAGUUCGGAGCGACAGAGCAUGUCAGCGAGACGACCAGAACAGUGUGGGAACAUGUCUGACAAACUGCAGGAGGCAUUAUCAUCAGACCUGGCGAGUCGCGAGCAGCAGCAGUUGAGGAUGUUGGAGCAGUUGAAGGAGACCCAGGGUCAUUCGGAGGCGGAGAGAGCCCAUGCCCUGAUCAGGGUACUGUGGAGAGGGCCCAUGCCCUGAUCAGGGUGCUGUGGAGAGGGCCCAUGCCCUCAUUAGGGUGCUGUGGAGAGGGCCCAUGCCCUGAUUAGGGUGCUGUGGAGAGGGCCCAUGCCCUGAUCAGGGUGCUGCGGAAAGGGCCCAUGCCCUGAUUAGGGUGCUUCGGAGAGGGUCCAUGCCCUGCUCAGGGUGCUGCGGAGAGGGCCCAUGCCCUGAUCAGGGUGCUGUGGAGAGGGCCCAUGCCCUGAUCAGGGUACUGCGGAGAGGGCUCAGAUGGAGGAACUGAGGAGACAGUGGCAGUGAGAUGAACUGUGAGAG
Molecule: messenger RNA, 760 nt
Organism: Salvelinus fontinalis (brook trout)
Lineage: Eukaryota; Metazoa; Chordata; Actinopteri; Salmoniformes; Salmonidae
Product: centrosomal protein of 128 kDa-like
Exons: 3
Coding region: 92-466 (124 amino acids)
Source: RefSeq, a predicted model, not a curated record